GAGUGAAAAAAAAAAAUGGAUCUCAGGUGUGCUGUGUUUUUGUUACUGCUGUUUUGUACUGCCUAUAGUUAUCCGUUCAGAGGUACAGCUGGACAUAGCCCGUUCGUGCAAGACCCUGAAGAAGAGUGGGAGAGAAUGAUGACAGCGAUUGGGAAUGAAGUGGAUGAGACCCAUGCACCCCAAAAUAAAUUAUUUAUGGGUGCAUCAAAUAAUGGAUCUUCAACAUCUCAAGCAAAACAAGUUCCUGAGUAUCUAAUAGCCUCAGUUUUAGAGGACAAGGUAAAGGAUUUCAAGCCAGGAAUGGGUGCUGGUCCCCUCCCUGACUGGGCCAGCGGAAUGUUGCUUAAGACUGCCACUACUUCUCCGACUGUACCAGCCAGACCACAGCUGGUUGAAAUCCUGUGCCACGUUGACAGACUUUAUGUAAGAGUCAGGAAAGAUAUCUUUAAGACUAACAACGCACACAAGUAUUUGAAAUUUGGCACCUGUCCUAUUAACCAAGGUACCGCAGAUCAUUACUACUUUCUGUACCUUUUGACUGCUGACUGUGGAUUUAAGAAGGAGAGUACUGCAGAUUAUCGCUAUGUUGGCAGUGUGCUCACCUACAAUCCAACCACUCCAGUUUUAAGAGAAAUGCCAUUUGACAUUCCCAUGCAGUGUAAAUAUCCCAGGUUGUUUCACUCCUAUAAAGUUGGCUUCUAUCCUAAACUACAGGGAGGUGAAAUUUUCAAAUCCCUUGAAUCCCACAAAUCCCUUAACUCAAAAACCAUCUUCACCCUUACUUUUCAAAAUGCAUUGGGGUUCGAUGUCACUGGUGCCCAAUCUUUCAACUUGGGUGAGACAAUGUACUUUCAGGCCAAGCCACUUUCAGCUUCUGGAAAUAGAAUUUACAUCAAUAAGUGCUUCAUGACAGCCUCCAGAAACCCCACCUCAAGUCCUAAAUAUACAGUCGUAGACAACUAUGGCUGCAUGGUUGAUGGCAUGAUGACUGAUCAGUCAAAGUUCAUCUCUGGUACCUCAAAAGUAGUCCUGAGAUUCAGUGUGGUUGCUGCAAUUUUCAAGAACAUGGUUUCCAGUGCAUCUUCAUCACAGCAACUCUACCUGCACUGUGAUGUAUCUAUGGGCCCACUUGAUCCAACUGAAAGUUCAAAGACUUGUAAUUAUGAUCUUGCUACCAAAACGUGAGUGGAAGGAGCUGUACGGCAGUGACUCUGUUUGCACCUGCUGUAAAUCAACCUGUCACU
Messenger RNA from Etheostoma spectabile (orangethroat darter), 1244 nucleotides. RefSeq names its product zona pellucida glycoprotein 3c (gene zp3c). NCBI's taxonomy places the organism in Eukaryota, Metazoa, Chordata, Actinopteri, Perciformes, Percidae. The coding region runs from base 16 to 1185 and encodes 389 amino acids. The record is from RefSeq and is a predicted model, not a curated record. Gene Ontology annotation, molecular function: acrosin binding. The transcript has 7 exons. Gene Ontology annotation, biological process: positive regulation of acrosome reaction; egg coat formation; binding of sperm to zona pellucida. Gene Ontology annotation, cellular component: extracellular matrix.